AUGAGUGAUUUCAGUGAAGAGUUGUUCACACCAUCAGCCAAGGAUGAGGCGUGUGUGCAAUCUGAAAUGGGAAUGUGUCUUCCUUGGCUCCAAAAGCAUAUUGAAGCUGUGGAAACUGGAGGCAAAAUGGAAAAGGAUUUUGCUCAGACGACAAAUGCCUGUUUGGGUUUUAUUCAAGAAGCUCUGCUGAAGCACCAGUGGCAGCACGCUGCAGAGUACAUGCAGAGCUACUUACAGAUCCUGGAAGAUUCUGACGGCAACAAAAGGCUGGUCGCUCCUGAGAUUAUCUGGACGCUUGGAAGUGAAAUUCUCUAUUAUCAUCCUAAAAGCAAUGUGGAGACUUUUAGUAAUUUUGCUGACCGGAUGAAAAAUAUUGGUGUCAUGAAUUACUUAAAGAUCUCCUUACAGCAUGCACUCUACUUGGUGCAUCAUGGCAUGCUUGAGGAUGCAAGCAGGAUUCUCAGCCAGGCGGAGACAUGGCGGUAUGGGGAGAAGUCGUCUUCCCAGGAAGUCCUAAUCCAUCUCGUUCAAGCUUAUAAAGGGCUUUUGCAGUAUCAUUCUUGGUCUAAAAAGAAGAUGGAAUUAUCUCAGCUUGAUGAGGAUGAUUAUGCUUAUAACACUGCUUCCCAGAAUAUGCGCAACAGUAGCUGGAAGACAUCUAUGAACUUUGGUUCAUUGAUUCAAAUUCCUGGAGUUUGGGAUCCUUUUGUGAAAAGUUAUGUGGAGAUGCUGGAUUUCUAUGGGGAUCGAGAUGGAGCCCGAGAGGUACUCACGAAUUACGCCUAUGAUGAAAAAUUUCCGUCCAAUCCCAAUGCCCAUAUCUACCUCUACAACUUCCUAAAGAGAGAGAAGGCGCCAAGAGAGAAACUGAUAAGUGUGCUCAAGAUUUUAUAUCAGAUUGUACCAUCUCAUACUCUGAUGUUAGAAUUCCAUAGAUUACUGAGAAAAUCAGGAAAAGAAGAACAUCAUAAACUGGGGCUGGAAGUCUUGUUUGGAGUCUUAGAUUUUGCUGGGUGCACGAAAAACAUAACUGCCUGGAAAUAUUUGGCAAAAUGCCUCAGACACACCUUAAUGGAGGAUCACUUGGCCUGGGUUGAAGAAGAGUGGAACUCCAGGAAGAGUUGGUGGCCAAACUUUCACUUCAGCUUGUUCUGGGCAAAAAGUGAUUGGAAGGAGGAGAAAACAUUGGCUUGUGAGAAAGCUCUGGUAGCUGGAAUAUUGUUAGGAAAAGGUUGUAGAUAUUUUCGCUAUAUUUCAAAACAAGAUCAUCAAAUCUUAAAGAAGAAAAUCAAACAGAUGAAGAAAUUAGUGAAAAAGUUUAGUAUUGUAAAUCUAUGA
Messenger RNA from Suncus etruscus (white-toothed pygmy shrew), 1338 nucleotides. It is a transcript of the gene TAF1A, whose product is annotated as TATA-box binding protein associated factor, RNA polymerase I subunit A. Gene Ontology annotation, cellular component: RNA polymerase I transcription regulator complex. Gene Ontology annotation, biological process: transcription by RNA polymerase I. NCBI's taxonomy places the organism in Eukaryota, Metazoa, Chordata, Mammalia, Eulipotyphla, Soricidae. Bases 1 to 1338 code for a protein of 445 amino acids. The transcript has 10 exons. The record is from RefSeq and is a predicted model, not a curated record.